This is a messenger RNA of Ostrinia furnacalis (Asian corn borer), 2768 nucleotides long. RefSeq lists its product as uncharacterized. Gene Ontology annotation, molecular function: cobalamin binding. Lineage: Eukaryota; Metazoa; Arthropoda; Insecta; Lepidoptera; Crambidae. The record is from RefSeq and is a predicted model, not a curated record. The coding region runs from base 39 to 1454 and encodes 471 amino acids. The transcript is spliced from 10 exons. Gene Ontology annotation, biological process: cobalamin transport.
AGACAUCUUCCAAGACACGUGCCUCUUCGAACAUCAACAUGGGAUAUCUCCGUGAGCUCCUCUUCAGUUUCCUGCUCAUCCUUUCUGUUGUUUACGGCCAAACUGAGACCGAGCCGCCCACCACCGUGACGACCAAAUCUCCCCCCACCACUACGGUUCCAUCGACCACCACCACCACCAUCGCGUGGGAAGACACCCUGAACGAGGGCCAGGCCAUACAGAAGGCGCUGCAGUAUCUCCUGCAGCAUAGACAGCCGGAUUGGGGCUGGGGGAACGACACGCACCAUGUCAUGCUGACUCUCCAGCUGGCCAACAACACCGGCAAGGAAAUAGAGCAGCAAGGCCUGGAGAUGCAGCUCUCGGCGAAACAGAUGGAGAUCGAAAUACUUCUCAUGAUGUCCAAGCACCACGAGUCCCCGCCUCCUCUAGGCCGCCUGGCCGCCUACACCCUGGCCCUGGGUGCCCUCUGCAAGGACCCUCGCUCCUUCCACGGCCGGGACCUGGUGACCGCUCUACUUCACCGCGAACCGCCCCACGACCUGGAGUUUGCCUACGCCACCCUGGCUGCUUGCUCGUCCGCAGCACACGUGAGGAGACGGCAUAUUAGAAGGCUGUUGGAUAUCGCUAAUGCUGCUGCUGAUCAUAGCCUGGACACGAUCUCCAUGGUGAUCCUGGCGCUCCGCUGCGUUGUGCAGGACCACCGGCACCGCAGCCUCAUCCACUUCGUGCGCCGCCCCAUGGCCGGGCUGGCUCGGCAGCAACACCCAGAUGGCAGCUUUGGCAGCCUCACCACUACUGCCUUGGCUAUACAGGCUUUAGAAGACUCCGACAGCGGCCCAGGUGCCCACCAGCACUGGAGCCUCCCAGCGGCUAGGAAGUGGUUGCUAGAGCGUCAGAACCCUGACGGAGGAUGGGGAGACGUGGCCAAGACGGCUGCAGCAGUAGCAGCGCUGACACCGGCCUCGCUGGCUGCUGUGCGGCCUCCACACUGCAGCGAUAAGCUGCUGGAGAGCCGGCACGAGCCUUUAGACAGCAACGGCGGCGACGGCAGCCUGAAGCUGGCUUACCAAUCGGGCCAGAGCAGCAACGACUCCGACGCUCGCAAUGUUUCGUUCACCUACACGCUGUGGCUUGGAACCAACGUCACGGAGAACUUCACGCUGCACAUGGUCGCUCCUAGAAACAUAUCAUUCUACCACGUAAUGCAAAUGGCUGCGGACCAAAACCCGAAGUUCAAGUUCGAAGCGAGCGAGUGGCCCAACGGUCACUACGUCCACACCCUGGCCGGACACAAGGAGGAGCCUAUGGGCUACCACUACUGGUUGUUGUACCGUCUGCCGGAGAUCCCCGACCCUGCUAGCCCUCCAGGGAACCAGCUCGUCGCUCCUGUUGGUGUGGACGACUUACUAGUCGAAGAUGGUGAGCACUACCUGUUCUGGUACAAGAAGCUGUAACUCCAUCAGCCUUCGAGCGACUCUUUAAUUUUCUACGUAGUGUUCUCGUUAAAGUUCCAGCAAUACAUACAUAAAUACGGUUAGAGGUAUCAACGGUCUGUGUAGUGAUUAAGUCUACAUUAGCAAAAAAUUGCUUGCGCACCUCUUACAGUUGUUAGUGUUGCCAGUUAUUGACACUUAACUACUACCGUGGAUAUUUUCGUUUGGUAGUUUUCAGCCAUAUUUUAAUGUAGCAACACAAGCCAUAAUUUAAAGAAGGAUUUGCUUAGUUAUUACUUGGUACUCUAGGUGAUAAGACUAAUUGAAAUUUAGAUUGUCUCCUUUCCCCUAAGGCCACUGCGUUGAGUGUGAUCCAUCAUGAAGUCGAAAAUAGUCUGGUUACGACAUACAGGGCAACUUCGAAACGCUGUUUACGUAGUUUCUAUCUGUCACCGUCACUCAUGCUGGUAUCUCGCUUGGCGUGAAAGAGCUGGCAAGAUUCGAAACUUCGGAUAUUAAUUUUCGACAUACAAAGACUUAAGUGGUGGUAAAGCCCGGUCGCCGAGCACGUAAGAAGUUCGUCCAACCGCGACAGCAAUAUACCUAAUUACGCGCGAACGAUAAGGAUGGGUAGCCUGGGGUCAUUGGACGAAAUUCUAUGUGCUCGGCGACCGGACUAUAGCUCGCUCAACACAGCGUCUAGCCUCUCAUUGUGCUAAGUAUGAUUACCAAUAUUGUAUUUCGAGAGAUUUAGUAGGUAGAUGUUUACCCAAUUUCGUACCAAAGACUCGAUUAUUACUGAUUAUGUCCGCUAGGGAGAGCUAGUUUCUAUGUAAAUAAUGCGAUAUCCUUGACACGGAGGCAAACUUUUUGAAUGUUGAAAUAUUUCAAUCAUAUCUUAAUACAUUGUCAUAAAGGCGUAGGAAAGUAUUGUGAACUUACUGCAAAACAUUUUUGACAUAAAUAUUCCAAACCAACAAUGUUACUACUGUAUUUUAAGGAAAUAGUAAACCUUCAAAAUAUUUCUCGUUACUUUAAUUAGACCAAAACUUGUAUCUUUUGUCCAACAGAUGUCGCUAGUGAUCAUUUUUAAUUUUGAUUGUUUUCGAUAACAUUUUAAUUUAUAAUUACGUUUUUGUGAGACAUGUACGAAUAUAAGUGAUAUUAAUAAAUUAUCGUCAUAAUGUAACAAGUGCAAUACCUAUAAUAAAUUAGGUUUUUUCAGGACCUGUAAUUAUUUAUUUAUUUCUAGUUCUAAAAGCAGUAGAGCAAAUAAUUUUCUGCAUGCGAUAGCCUCCAGCAUGUAUUUAUAGCUCUUAGAGAUGAAACUUUUAA